AUGGCUUGGGUGUACCUAACUACACAGAAAGUGGACACGGUAAAGGCGCACCAGACGGCGUUGGGGCUACAUGCAAAAGAACAGUUGAUUUUGCUGUUAAUUCUGGGGGUGAUAUCAACAAUAUCGAUCAGUUUGUCAAAUCAAUCCAAGAGCCUUGGCAUCACAAGUAUCCCAACUGACGGUAAUGACAUCCAGGCAAUGAUCGAUAAAAUUGAAAAGGAAGCAUCCGGCGCUGGGAUCAGUUUGAUCCUUGCACUUGCAGUCGCUCGUGGAUAUGUAGUAGAUUCCAAUCAGAAUGGGUGCCCCUUUGACUUAACCGUUGAAAAGUUGCUUGAGCACGAAUAUUGCAACAAGUUCUAUCAAUGUUUAAGAGGUGAAUUAGUUGAACACACGUGUCCUAAAGGUUUAUUUUUCAACAUUGAAGUUGAUCAAUGCGAUUGGUCGGAAAAUGUUGAUUGUGGAAACAGAGUCAUAGCUGAUAAUGAGGAUAAAGAUGACUCUGACGAAGAUGAUAGCAAUAACGAUAGUGGUGGCAAUUGCAACCCUGGCGAGGCACCCAUAAUCUGUGCAGCUAAAGGUUCCGACGGUGUACUAAUAGCUCACGAGAACUGUAACCAGUUUUACAAAUGUUCAGAAGGAGUACCAAUAGCGUUGUUCUGUCCAGCAAAUCUUUUGUACAAUCCAAAGACAGAACAAUGCGACUGGCCUCGAAAUGUACAGUGUGGCAACAGGGUUAUUCCUGGAGAUAACGAAAGUGCCGGAGGGGAUAGCGGAGGCAGUGGUAUUGGCAAUGAUGGUUCAGGAGUAGGCAGUGAUGGUAAUAACAAAAGUUGCAACUGUAAUCCAGGAGAAGCUGCCUCCAUUUGCGCAGCUCAAGGAUCUGAAGGUCAAUUUGUAGCUCAUGAAAAUUGUAACCAGUUGUAUAAGUGUUGUGAUGGCAAACCAAUGACGAUGACCUGUCCGGCUGGUCUUCUUUAUAAUGCUUACACUGAGCUAUGCGAUUGGCCUCAAAACGUUAAAUGUGGUGAUAGAGUUAUCCCAGAAAACAACGGAAAUGGAGAUAGUGGAAGUAGCGGAGGAGGAAGCGGAGGUGGUGGCAGCAUUGAUGGCGGUAACGGAGAAAGUGGUAAUGACAAUAACAAUACUUGCAACUGCAAUCCCGAAGAAGCUCCCACCAUCUGCGCUGCUGAAGGAUCUGAAGGGGCACUUGUUGCUCAUGAAAAUUGUUCUCAAUUUUACAAAUGUUGUAAUGGAAAACCACUGUCGAUGACCUGUCCAGCAGGUCUUUUUUAUAACGCUUACAUUGAGCUAUGCGAUUGGCCACAAAACGUACAGUGCGGUGACCGAGUAAUUCCAGAAGAUAACGAUAAUGAUGAAAGCAGUGCGGGAGGAGGCAGCGGUGAUGGCGAAUCAGAAGGUGGUGGUGACAACAACAGUACUUGCAACUGCGAUCCCGGAGAAGCACCCUCAAUCUGCGCCGUCAAAGAAUCAGACGGCAUUCUUGUUGCUCAUGAAAAUUGUAACCAGUUCUAUAUAUGCUCCAACGGCUUGCCCGUAGUACAAAGUUGCCCCGCAAAUCUUCUGUACAACCCUUACACUGAGCGAUGCGAUUGGCAUGAAAACGUACAAUGUGGUGACAGAGUUAUAUCUGGAGGAGGUAGUGACAACAAUAAUAACACUUGCAACUGUAAUCCCGGAGAAGCACCCUCAAUCUGCGCCGGUGAAGGAUCAGAAGGCGUUCUUAUAGCUCACGUAAAUUGUAACCAGUUCUACACAUGCUCUAGCGGCUUGCCCAUAGUACAAAGUUGCCCUAUAAAUCUGUUCUACAAUCCUUAUACUGAGCGAUGCGAUUGGCCUGAUAAUGUAGUAUGUGGUGACAGAGUAAUUCCUGGGGGUAGCGGUAAUGGAGACAGCGGAGGUGGUGGCUCUGGAGGCGGUGGAUCUGGAGGCGGUGGCUCUGGAGGCGGUGGCUCUGGAGGCGGUGGCUCUGGAGGCGGUGGCUCUGGAGGCGGUGGCUCUGGAGGCGGUGGAUCUGGAGGUGGUGGCUCUGGAGGCAGUGGAUCUGGAGGCGGUGGCUCUGGAGGCGGUGGCUCUGGAGGUGGUGGCUCUGGAGGUGGUGGCUCUGGAAGUGGUGGCUCUGGAGGCGGUGGCUCUGGAGGUGGUGGCUCUGGAGGCGGUGGUUCUGGAGGCGGUGGAUCUGGAGGCGGUGGCUCUGGAGGCGGUGGCUCUGGAGGCGGUGGCUCUGGAGGCGGUGGCUCUGGAGGCGGUGGCUCUGGAGGCGGUGGCUCUGGAGGCGGUGGCUCUGGAGGCGGUGGCUCUGGAGGCGGUGGCUCUGGAGGCGGUGGCUCUGGAGGCGGUGGCUCUGGAGGCAGUGGCUCUGGAGGCGGUGGAUCUGGUGGCGGUGGCUCUGGAGGCGGUGGAUCUGGAGGCGGUGGCUCUGGAGGCGGCGGCUCUGGAGGUGGUGGCUCUGGAGGUGGUGGCUCUGGAGGCGGUGGUUCUGGAGGCGGUGGAUCUGGAGGCGGUGGCUCUGGAAGCGGUGGCUCUGGAGGCGGUGGCUCUGGUGGUGGUGGUAGUAACAAUAACAACACUUGCAACUGCAAUCCCGGAGAAGCACCCUCAAUCUGCGCCGUCAAAGGAUCAGAAGGCAUCCUUGUUGCUCAUGAAAAUUGUAACCAGUUCUACAUAUGCUCUAACGGCUUGCCCGUAGUCAAAAGUUGCCCUGCAAAUCUUCUGUACAACCCUUACACUGAGCAAUGCGAUUGGCCUGAAAAUGUAGUAUGUGGUGACAGAGUAAUUCCAGAGGAUUGCGGUGAUGGAGACAGCGGCAGUGGCGGAGGAGAAAGCGGAGGUGGUGGCUCUGAAGGCGGUGGCUCUGGAGGCGGUGGCUCUGGAGGCGGUGGCUCUGGAGGCGGUGGCUCUGGAGGCGGUGGCUCUGGAGGCGGUGGCUCUGGAGGCGGUGGCUCUGGCGGCGGUGGAUCUGGAGGCGGUGGCUCUGGAGGCGGUGGCACUGGAGGUGGUGGCUCUGGAGGCGGUGGCUCUGGAGGCGGUGGCUCUGGUGGUGGUGAUAGUAACAAUAACAACACUUGCAACUGCAAUCCCGGAGAAGCACCCUCAAUCUGCGCCGUCAAAGGAUCAGAAGGCAUCCUUGUUGCUCAUGAGAAUUGUAACCAGUUCUACAUAUGCUCUAACGGCUUGCCCGUAGUCAAAAGUUGCCCUGCAAAUCUUCUGUACAACCCUUACACUGAGCAAUGCGAUUGGCCUGAAAAUGUAGUAUGUGGUGACAGAGUAAUUCCAGAGGAUUGCGGUGAUGGAGACAGCGGCAGUGGCGGAGGAGAAAGCGGAGGUGGUGGCUCUGGAGGCGGUGGCUCUGGAGGCGGUGGCUCUGGAGGCGGUGGCUCUGGAGGCGGUGGCUCUGGAGGCGGUGGCUCUGGAGGCGGUGGCUCUGGAGGCGGUGGCUCUGGAGGCGGUGGCUCUGGCGGCGGUGGAUCUGGAGGCGGUGGCUCUGGAGGCGGUGGCACUGGAGGUGGUGGCUCUGGAGGCGGUGGCUCUGGAGGCGGUGGCUCUGGUGGUGGUGAUAGUAACAAUAACAACACUUGCAACUGCAAUCCCGGAGAAGCACCCUCAAUCUGCGCCGUCAAAGGAUCAGAAGGCAUCCUUGUUGCUCAUGAGAAUUGUAACCAGUUCUACAUAUGCUCUAACGGCUUGCCCGUAGUCAAAAGUUGCCCUGCAAAUCUUCUGUACAACCCUUACACUGAGCAAUGCGAUUGGCCUGAAAAUGUAGUAUGUGGUGACAGAGUAAUUCCAGAGGAUUGCGGUGAUGGAGACAGCGGCAGUGGCGGAGGAGAAAGCGGAGGUGGUGGCUCUGGAGGCGGUGGCUCUGGAGGCGGUGGCUCUGAAGGCGGUGGCUCUGGAGGCGGUGGCUCUGGAGGCGGUGGCUCUGGAGGCGGUGGCUCUGGAGGCGGUGGCUCUGGAGGCGGUGGCUCUGGAGGCGGUGGCUCUGGCGGCGGUGGAUCUGGAGGCGGUGGCUCUGGAGGCGGUGGCACUGGAGGUGGUGGCUCUGGAGGCGGUGACUCUGGAGGCGGUGGUUCUGGUGGUGGUGAUAGUAACAAUAACAACACUUGCAACUGCAAUCCCGGAGAAGCACCCUCAAUCUGCGCCGUCAAAGGAUCAGAAGGCAUCCUUGUUGCUCAUGAGAAUUGUAACCAGUUCUACAUAUGCUCUAACGGCUUGCCCGUAGUCAAAAGUUGCCCUGCAAAUCUUCUGUACAACCCUUACACUGAGCAAUGCGAUUGGCCUGAAAAUGUAGUAUGUGGUGACAGAGUAAUUCCAGAGGAUUGCGAUAAUGGAAACAGCGGCAGUGGCGGAGAAAGCGGAGGUGGUGGCUCUGGAGGCGGUGGAUCUGGAGGCGGUGGCUCUGGAGGCGGUGGCUCUGGAGGCGGUGGCUCUGGAGGAGGUGGCUCUGGAGGCGGUGGCUCUGGAGGCGGUGGCACUGGAGGUGGUGGCUCUGGUGGCGGUGGUAGUGACAAUAACGACACUUGCAACUGCAAUCCCGGAGAAGCACCCUCAAUCUGCGCCGUCAAAGGAUCGGAAGGCAUCCUUGUUGCUCAUGAAAAUUGUAACCAGUUCUACAUAUGCUCUAACGGCUUGCCCGUAGUCAAAAGUUGCCCUGCAAAUCUUCUGUACAACCCUUACACUGAGCAAUGCGAUUGGCCUGAAAAUGUAGUAUGUGGUGACAGAGUAAUUCCAGAGGAUUGCGAUAAUGGAGACAGCGGCAGUGGCGGAGGAGAAAGCGGAGGUGGUGGCUCUGGAGGCGGUGGAUCUGGAGGCGGUGGAUCUGGAGGCGGUGGCUCUGGAGGCGGUGGCUCUGAAGGCGGUGGCUCUGGAGGAGGUGGCUCUGGAGGCGGUGGCUCUGGAGGCGGUGGCUCUGGAGGCGGUGGAUCUGGAGGCGGUGGCUCUGGAGGCGGUGGCUCUGGAGGUGGUGGCUCUGGUGGCGGUGGUAGUGACAAUAACAACACUUGCAACUGCAAUCCCGGAGAAGCACCCUCAAUCUGCGCCGUCAAAGGAUCGGAAGGCAUCCUUGUUGCUCAUGAAAAUUGUAACCAGUUCUACAUAUGCUCUAACGGCUUGCCCGUAGUCAAAAGUUGCCCUGCAAAUCUUCUGUACAACCCUUACACUGAGCAAUGCGAUUGGCCUGAAAAUGUAGUAUGUGGUGACAGAGUAAUUCCAGAGGAUUGCGAUAAUGGAGACAGCGGCAGUGGCGGAGGAGAAAGCGGAGGUGGUGGCUCUGGAGGCGGUGGCUCUGGAGGCGGCGGCUCUGGAGGCGGUGGCUCUGGAGGCGGUGGCUCUGGAGGCGGUGGAUCUGGAGGCGGUGGCUCUGGAGGCGGUGGCUCUGGAGGAGGUGGCUCUGGAGGCGGUGGCUCUGGAGGCGGUGGCUCUGGAGGCGGUGGCUCUGGAGGUGGUGGCUCUGGAGGCGAUGGCUCUGGUGGCGGUGGUAGUGACAAUAAUAACACUUGCAACUGCAAUCCCGGAGAAGCACCCUCAAUCUGUGCCGUCAAAGGAUCAGAAGGCAUCCUUGUUGCUCAUGAAAAUUGUAACCAGUUCUACAUAUGCUCUAACGGCUUGCCCGUAGUCAAAAGUUGCCCUGCAAAUCUUCUGUACAACCCUUACACUGAGCAAUGCGAUUGGCCUGAAAAUGUAGUAUGUGGUGACAGAGUAAUUCCAGAGGAUUGCGAUAAUGGAGACAGCGGCAGUGGCGGAGGAGAAAGCGGAGGUGGUGGCUCUGGAGGCGGUGGAUCUGGAGGCGGUGGCUCUGGAGGCGGUGGCUCUGGAGGAGGUGGCUCUGGAGGCGGUGGCUCUGUAGGCGGUGGCUCUGGAGGCGGUGGCUCUGGAGGAGGUGGCUCUGGAGGCGGUGGCUCUGGAGGCGGUGGCUCUGGAGGCGGUGGCUCUGGAGGUGGUGGCUCUGGAGGCGGUGGCUCUGGUGGCGGUGGUAGUGACAAUAACAACACUUGCAACUGCAAUCCCGGAGAAGCACCCUCAAUCUGCGCCGUCAAAGGAUCAGAAGGCAUCCUUGUUGCUCAUGAAAAUUGUAACCAGUUCUACAUAUGCUCUAACGGCUUGCCCGUAGUCAAAAGUUGCCCUGCAAAUCUUCUGUACAACCCUUACACUGAGCAAUGCGAUUGGCCUGAAAAUGUAGUAUGUGGUGACAGAGUAAUUCCAGAGGAUUGCGAUAAUGGAGACAGCGGCAGUGGCGGAGGAGAAAGCGGAGGUGGUGGCUCUGGAGGCGGUGGAUCUGGAAGCGGUGGCUCUGGAGGCGGUGGCUCUGGAGGCGGUGGCUCUGGAGGCGGUGGCACUGGAGGUGGUGGCUCUGGUGGCGGUGGUAGUGACAAUAACAACACUUGCAACUGCAAUCCAGGAGAAGCACCUUCAAUCUGCGCCGUGAAAGAAUCAGAAGGCAUCCUUGUUGCUCAUGAAAAUUGUAACCAGUUCUAUAAAUGCUCCAAUGGCUUGCCUAUAGUACAAAGUUGCCCAGUAAAGCUGCUGUACAACCCUUACACUGAGCGAUGCGAUUGGCCUGAAAAUGUAGUAUGUGGUGACAGAGUAAUUCCAGAGGAUAGCGGUAAUGGAGACAGCGGUAGUGGCGAAGGAGAAAGCGGAGAUGGUGGCUCUGGAGGCGGUGGCUCUGGAGGCGGUGGCUCUGGAGGCGGUGGCUCUGGAGGCGGUGGCUCUGGAGGCGGUGGCUCUGGAAGCGGUGGCUCUGGAGGCGGUGGCUCUGGAGGCGAGGGUAGCGUCAAUAACAACACAUGUAAUUGCAAUCCCGGUGAAGCUCCCUCAAUCUGCGCCGUAAAAGGAUCAGAAGGCAUUCUUGUUGCUCAUGAAAAUUGUAACCAGUUCUAUAAAUGCUCCAAUGGCUUGCCUAUAGUACAAAGUUGCCCAGUAAAGCUGCUGUACAACCCUUACACUGAGCGAUGCGAUUGGCCUGAAAACGUACAGUGCGGUAACAGAGUAAUUCCAGAGGACAGCGGUAAUGGAGACAGCGGCAAUGGAAGCGGUGGAGAUAAUGGCGAUGGUGUAUCUGGAGGUGGUGGUAGCGACAGUAACAACACUUGCAACUGUAAUCCCGGAGAAGCUCCUUCAAUCUGCGCCGCUGAAGGUUCAGAAGGUGUUCUUGUUGCUAAUGAAAAUUGUAAUCAGUUCUAUACAUGCUCCAAUGGCCAGCCCGUAGUACAAAGUUGCCCAGUAAAUCUUUUUUAUAACCCGUACACUGAGCGAUGCGAUUGGCCUGAAAACGUACAGUGCGGUGACAGAGUAAUUCCAGAGGAUUGCGGUAAUGGAGACAGCAGCAGUGGUGGAGGAGAAAGCGGAAGUGGUGGUAGUGGAUCUGGAAGCGGUGGCUCUGGAGGCGGCGGAGAUAACGGUGUAGACAGUAACAACACUUGCAACUGUAAUCCCGGAGAAGCUCCUUCAAUCUGCGCCGCUGAAGGUUCAGAAGGUGUUCUUGUUGCUAAUGAAAAUUGUAAUCAGUUCUAUAUAUGUUCCAAUGGCCUGCCCGUAGUACAAAGUUGCCCAGUAAAUCUGUUUUACAACCCGUACACUGAGCGAUGCGAUUGGCCUGAAAACGUACAGUGCGGUGACAGAGUAAUUCCAGAGGAUUACGGUAAUGGAGACAGUGGCAGUGGGGGAGGAGGAAGCGGAGGUGGUAGUAGUGAAUCUGGAGGCAAUGGUAACGAUAAUAGUGACACUUGCAACUGCAAUCCUAGAGAAGCUGCUUCAAUCUGCGCCGUUGACGGAUCCGAAGGCGUUCUUGUUGCUCAUGAAAAUUGUAACCAGUUCUUUACAUGUUCUAAUGGCUUGCCCGUAGCUCAAAAUUGUCCAGUAAAUCUGCUGUACAACCCUUAUACUGAGCGAUGUGAUUGGCCAGAUAAAGUAGAUUGUGGUAAUCGUAUUAUAUCCGACAAUGAUGAGGAAAAUAAUGAUGCUGAAGAUAACAAACCUGAAUCUGGUAACAGUGAUCCUAGUAAAGCACCUACUAUCUGUGCUACUGAAGGUUCCGAUGGAGUGCUAAUUGCUCACGAAAAUUGCAACCAAUUCUACAAAUGCUAUGAAGGUGUACCUGUUGUCUUUAAUUGUUCGCCAAAUCUUUUAUACAAUCCUGUGCACGAAUGGUGCGACUGGGCACAGAAUGUAGAUUGUGGUAACAGAAUUCAAUAA
Molecule: messenger RNA, 8208 nt
Organism: Parnassius mnemosyne (clouded apollo)
Lineage: Eukaryota; Metazoa; Arthropoda; Insecta; Lepidoptera; Papilionidae
Source: the annotation of a GenBank genome assembly